Vanessa tameamea is the source of this 780-nucleotide messenger RNA. RefSeq names its product alpha N-terminal protein methyltransferase 1-like. Gene Ontology annotation, molecular function: N-terminal protein N-methyltransferase activity; rRNA (adenine-N6,N6-)-dimethyltransferase activity. The coding region runs from base 1 to 678 and encodes 225 amino acids. The transcript has a single exon. Gene Ontology annotation, biological process: rRNA modification; N-terminal protein amino acid methylation. Gene Ontology annotation, cellular component: cytoplasm. The record is from RefSeq and is a predicted model, not a curated record. Lineage: Eukaryota; Metazoa; Arthropoda; Insecta; Lepidoptera; Nymphalidae.
AUGCAAUCUAAUUUAUACAAUGACGAUAGUAAAUUUUAUAAGAAAGCCGCGAAAUACUGGGCUAAUGUACCGGCAACAAUAGACGGAGUACUCGGAGGCUACGGCUAUAUUUCGGGCAUUGACAUCGACGGUUCUAAAGUAUUUUUAAACCACAUACUAUCUCUAGUCAAUCCACCGAACAGAAAACUGGCCUUGGAUUGCGGAGCCGGUAUCGGAAGAGUGAGCAGAAAUCUUUUAAUGCCUUAUUUCCUGAAGGUCGAUUUAGUGGAACAAGACGAAAAGUUCAUUAACACCGCGAAACAAUUGAUCGGUGAAUACAAUACUAAAUUAGGUACACUCUACCAAAUCGGUCUCCAUCAUUUUAAGCCACAAAAACAAUAUGACGUCGUCUGGUGCCAGUGGGUAUUAGGGCAUUUGAGCGAUUACGAUUUAAUAAACUUUUUGGAGCGGUGUAGCAACAAUCUAGCAAGACGCGGCGUCAUUGUUGUAAAAGAGAACAUAUCUCCGUCAGACGAAGUCGAAUAUGACGAAGACGAUUCUUCGGUGACACGCCCUUACAGAUCAAUGUUAAAUAUAUUCGAGGAAGCGAAUCUUUCUUUAAUAAAAAGUGAUUUACAAACUGGUUUCCCGGACGGUUUGUAUCCCGUUCAUAUGUUUGCACUUACACCAUUAAAGUAGUUGGCGAAAUAUAAAAUACAUCCGUUAUUGCUCUGAAUUUAACGAUAUUACCUAACAGUACAUAAUUAUUCGACACGGAAAUCAAUCGGUGAUCAAUCAAAC